GAGCGAAGUGCGAGUGUUGUGCAGAAAGUGUAAAAAAUACCAAAAUCAAUGGUAUCCGACAAUGGCUGAAGAGUUAUUAGUAGUGCUAAACCGGAGUGAUAAUUCGAGUUUGGGGUUUUCCUUAUUACAAAAACCAGGACUGCCUCCGAUAAUUUACAAUAUUCUGGACAAUUCCCCGGCAGCUGAGAGUGGAGAGGUUGAAGUCGGAGAUGUGAUAUUAAAAGUAAACGAAACAGAUGUAAUUAAGUACAGCACCAGAGAGGUUCUAAAGUGCCUGCGAUUAUCUUCAGACCCGGUUACACUAAAAAUUAAACGCGAUCCGAAGAUUAAAUCAACAGUCCGUAAGCACCUUCUCCAAUCGUCGACUACUGGCGGCGACCAUAUCUCUCAAGAGCGUUCCCUCGUCGGAAGCGGUAAGGCUAGGCCCGAGCCGGCAGUGCACCGGCCACAUCACCAUGGGCGGCACUUGGCCGCCACCAACGGUCGUUUGCCGCCAGCGGAACACGAGCCGUUGCUCUUGGAACACGAACGUCUCCAGGGCGAGCCGGCGCCGCUCAAAAUGGGCGCUCCCAAAUUUGAGGCCUACAUGAUGACCGGAGAACAUAUACUCAAUAUUUCUAGGAUGCCACAGACGACCACUAUAGUUCCGAAACAACAAAAAAAGGCGGACCAUUCGAGAUACCACAACAGUCACGCGCAUCAUUUGAGGCAUCAGCCAAAGGAACACAACUCAGUGCCAAAUAGUCCUAACGAGACAGACUUGAGCCGAGGGGGUCGAUCUUCUGGACCCAACUCGGCGCAUACUUCACCUGUAGGAGGCACUCGCAAGGAUCAUCCUCUGAUACAACACUCUCCCCAAGAUCCAUAUGCAGCCAACAAUUUUGUUAGAACAAGUAGGAGCGAAGAUCAACUUCAAAUGCAAAACAAUUUAGGUGGAGCUGUGAGCACAGCUAACUCAGAAGCUGACGAAGAUGUCGCUAGCUCCUUGAAUACCUUAUUGGACACGCGGCCCGAUUCAGCUAAUAGUGAUAGUGACAGAAUUGUGUGGACGUACAACGCUCCGAUUUCUGAGCUCCACAAGCUGGGCCAUGCAAUGUCCAACGGCAGCAGUUCAUCGCAUAGCAACACGUCAGCUUCAAGUAGUCCUUUGCAUACAGGUUCUCCAAACUCUCCCACAUCGGUGUCUUCCUCUGUAAUGUCGAGCCAUUCAGGCUCACGUCGUGUACCAUACUCGCUGACCAAUGGACCCCCACAACAACAACACUUCGAUUACAGCGUUUCAGAAGCUGUCUCCAAUAUCUCCAGUCCCGAUUACCAUGACGAUGACAGUGUCGGGAUCCGCGACUGCGUUAUGGAGAUUAGCGACCACAGUGAUAGCGACAGUACGUUGCUAGGACCGGAACCAGGACGACGGCGAGCCAAUCAGAGGGCUUUGGCUAACGCUGACACGUCUGCUGCGCAAGGCGAUCACAAGAUCGUCAUUCAGGUGCGCGGACCUCAAAGGGCGCAACAUGGCAAUGAGGAUGUGUUGUUAAGUCAUGCUGGGGAUCAGGAAACAAACCGCGAGGAUAACAAAGAAGAAGAGAAUAAGUCAUCGCCUUUGUCAUCAGAGGACGAGAGCGACGUGGAAAGUCUUCACAGUUUUCAUUAUUCCCCGAAGGCAGUCGAUAUGCCUUCAGCGAUUAGGUUAGCUAAGAGAUUGUACGGUUUAGAUGGUUUCAAAAAAUCCGACGUUUCGAGGCAUCUUAGUAAAAAUAAUGACUUUAGUAGGGCUGUGGCAGAAGAAUACUUGAAGUAUUUUAUCUUUGAAAAAGAUAGAUUAGAUAUAGCUUUAAGAAAGUUCCUCAAACAAUUUUCUUUGACUGGUGAGACACAGGAGCGAGAGAGAGUUUUAGUACAUUUUUCGAAAAGAUAUUUGGACUGUAAUCCUGGGGCUUUCAAUUCCCAAGAUGCUGUGCACACACUAACAUGUGCCAUAAUGCUACUGAAUACUGAUUUACACACGCAAAACGUCGGCCGAAAAAUGACUUGUAACGAGUUUAUCGAAAACCUGACUGAUCUGAACGAGGGUGAGAACUUUCCUAGGGAGAUAUUGAAACAUCUCUAUCACGCUAUUAAAAAUCAUCCUUUAGAAUGGGCACUAGACAACGAUCAAGACGAAAAUGGCCAAAUCAAUCUCAGAAAUAAUGAUGUCAAUUUAACAGGAAAUCCAUUCUUGGACAUUCCCAAUUCCUCGAAUGCCGUAGAAUACAAAAAAGGUUACGUUAUGCGCAAGUGUUGUUAUGAGACCAACGCCAAAAGAACGCCAUUUCACAAGCGUAGCUGGAAGAUGUUCUACUGCACCCUCAGGGACCUGGUGCUCUAUCUGCACAAGGACGAGAACGGAUUUCGGAAGAACCAAAUGGGCGGUGACAAUCUGCAUAAUGCUAUUCGGAUACACCAUGCACUGGCAACUAUGGCACAGGAUUACACCAAGAAACAGUAUGUGUUCCGAUUGCAGACGGCGGAUCAGGCGGAGUAUCUCUUUCAAACAAGUGAUUCAAAGGAGCUACAAUCUUGGAUAGACACAAUCAAUUUUGUUGCCGCAAGCUUCUCAGCACCGCCCCUGGAGGCAGCAGUAGGAUCUCAAAAGAAAUUCCAAAGGCCACUUUUGCCGUGUAGUCAUACAAAAUUGCAUUUGCGUGAACAACUAGAAGACCAUGAGGAGAGAGUAGUCAGACUGGAAGCCAUGUUGGAUGAGCAUAGGAAAUAUCCACCAGAUAAGGGUGCAAAAUCACUAGUUAUACAGAAUUAUAGAGAGAAAGAAGCAUACUUAACGUUUGAGGCCAAAAGAUAUAGAACAUACGCUUACAUGCUGCGCUCACGAGCACCUGCGCCUCUCACUCCGCCAAUUAUCGAAACAGCACCAGCAGUACGACUGGCACAAAAUAGUAUUGGAGAGGUGGAUGAAACUGUAACGUCGCCCCAACAGAGCCAUGUAACGGUUGUCGAAGGUAACGGAGGGGGCGGUCUAGUGCCGCCCCCAAUUCCUGAGAGAAAAUCGUCGCCCUUAACGAACAGGAAAUCUACUGAAUAAUUAUGCACCGACUAGGAUAGAAGCUUAGAUAUGUCCGGCUACUGGACACUAUUGCGUUGCGCUAGAUGUUUUACUUCACUUGCGCAAUUUGGAGACAUUAUACACAAGAAUCUUACUAGAUUUCAUUAUCCAUUUUUAAUUUUCAUUUAAUAUUAAGGCAAGAUAUUUUUAAAAAUGAUAUGAAAAUCUUUGCAUAGUUAUUGUGACUAAAAUAAUUUAGGGAAUCCUUUAGUGAGCUGGUUAUUGUUAAAAGAUAUGCAUAUCUACUAAGAGCAAAAAAUAUAAUGUUAUAGAAUGUCUCUUUGCCAAAGAUCAUUAUUGUAUUAUAAUGACAGCUUGUAAAAAACGGUAUUAUUACUUUUUUUGCGUUGUCAACUAAUUUUUGCUUACUACUUUUUUAUGUUGAGUUAUCCAGCUUUUUUGCCUAAUUUUAUAUGUUUUUACUUAUGUAUAUGAACAUAGCGCAUUUGUACAUUUUUAUUUUGAUAAAAUAAACGAUUUUAUUUAUAAACUUAUUGUUUUGCUCUUUUAUGGAUUUUAUAUAAUGAUAAUAAUUAUCAUAUUCAGUUAUCUCCUCAAAGCUAUAUGGAAUGCACAUUACUCCAGUGACUCUGGAUCCCAAUCAAACUUUUGACGUUUUUUCAAGUUGCUCAAUGAAGACAUAGCAUCAUCAGGUAGGGUAAAAUCGAGUUUGAAAUUUUCUUCCAUGUGUGAUUGACUGGCUGCUUUUGGAAUAACACCAACUCCUUGUUGAAGUGACCAUUUCAGUAUGAC
This is a messenger RNA of Ceutorhynchus assimilis (cabbage seed weevil), 3850 nucleotides long. The record is from the annotation of a GenBank genome assembly. NCBI's taxonomy places the organism in Eukaryota, Metazoa, Arthropoda, Insecta, Coleoptera, Curculionidae.